CAAUUCGUUUCGAAGUAAAGACAACGCAUGGUGGCGCUGCAGGCUAAGGCUUCAAAAAAAAGGAAACGAAGCCCAUGAAAUGCUACGAGCUACUUCAGACCUCUUUCAGCCUAAGGGGAAAGUCCGUUAGCAGAGCACGGACCAGUGUCUCCGGAGAAUGCUAUUCUCCUACAUUUCCGGACAGGUUAUCAACGGGCAGAUCGAUCACUGCCUCUGUCCCAUCGCUCCCUGAAGUAACACUGACUCCGAUUCCUUGAAAAGGGGGUGUGCAGAAGUAAAGAUGGAGCCUACAGGGGAGCGCUUUCCUGAACAAAGGCAAGUCCUGAUUCUCCUUCUUUUACUGGAAGUGGCUCUGGCAGGCUGGGAACCCCGUCGCUAUUCUGUGAUGGAGGAAACAGAGAGAGGUUCUUUUGUGGCUAACCUGGCCAAUGACCUAGGGCUGGGAGUGGGGGAGCUAGCCGAGCGGGGAGCCCGGGUAGUUUCUGAGGAUAACGAACAAGGCUUGCAGCUUGAUCUGCAGACCGGGCAGUUGAUAUUAAAUGAGAAGCUGGACCGGGAGAAGCUGUGUGGCCCCACCGAGCCCUGUAUAAUGCAUUUCCAAGUGUUACUGAAAAAUCCUUUGGAAGUAUUUCGAGCUGAACUACUAGUGAGAGACAUAAAUGAUCAUUCUCCUGAGUUUCCUGAAAGAGAAAUGACGCUGAAAAUCCCAGAAAUUAGCUCCCUUGGGACUGUGUUUCCUCUGAAAAAAGCUCGGGACUUGGACGUGGGCAGCAACAACGUUCAAAACUACAAUAUUUCUCCCAAUUCUCAUUUCCAUGUUUCCACUCGCACCCAAGGGGAUGGCAGGAAAUAUCCAGAGCUGGUGCUGGACACAGAACUGGAUCGCGAGGAGCAGGCCGAGCUCAGAUUAACCUUGACAGCGGUGGACGGUGGCUCUCCACCCCGAUCUGGCACUGUCCAGAUCCUCAUCUUGGUCUUGGACGUCAAUGACAAUGCCCCGGAGUUUGCGCAGGCGCUCUACGAGGUGCAGGUCCCAGAGAACAGCCCAAUAGGCUCCCUAGUUGUCAAGGUCUCUGCUAGGGAUUUAGACACUGGGACAAAUGGAGAGAUAUCAUACUCCGUUUCUUACAGCUCUCAGGAGAUAAACAAACCUUUUGAGCUAAGCAGCCUUUCAGGAGAAAUUCGACUAAUUAAAAAAUUAGAUUUUGAGACAAUGUCCUCAUAUGAUCUAGAUAUAGAGGCAUCUGAUGGUGGGGGACUUUCUGGAAAAUGCUCUGUCUCUGUUAAGGUGCUAGAUGUUAACGAUAACUUCCCGGAACUCAGUAUUUCAUCACUUACCAGCCCUAUUCCCGAGAAUUCUCCAGAGACAGAAGUGGCCCUGUUUAGGAUUCGAGACCGAGACUCUGGGGAAAAUGGAAAAAUGAUUUGCUCAAUUCAGGAUGGUGUUCCUUUUAAGCUAAAACCUUCUGUUGAGAAUUUCUACAGGCUGGUAACAGAAGGGGCGCUGGACAGAGAGACCAGAGCCCAGUACAACAUCACCAUCACCAUCACAGACUUGGGGACCCCAAGGCUGAAAACCGAGCACAACAUAACCGUGCUGGUCUCCGACGUCAAUGACAACGCCCCCGCCUUCACCCAAACCUCCUACACCCUGUUCGUCCGCGAGAACAAUAGCCCCGCCCUGCACAUCGGCAGUGUCAGCGCCACAGACAGAGACUCAGGCACCAACGCCCAGUUCACCUACUCGCUGCUGCCGCCCCAGGACCCGCACCUGCCCCUCGCCUCCCUAGUCUCCAUCAACACAGACAACGGCCACCUGUUCGCCCUCCGAUCGCUGGACUACGAGGCCCUGCAGGAGUUCGAGUUCCGCGUGGGCGCCACAGACCGCGGCUCCCCGGCGCUGAGCAGCGAGGCGCUGGUGCGCGUGCUGGUGCUGGACGCCAACGACAACUCGCCCUUCGUGCUGUACCCGCUGCAGAACGGCUCCGCGCCCUGCACAGAGCUGGUGCCCCGGGCGGCCGAGCCGGGCUACCUGGUGACCAAGGUGGUGGCGGUGGACGGCGACUCGGGCCAGAACGCCUGGCUGUCGUACCAGCUGCUCAAGGCCACGGAGCCCGGGCUGUUCGGUGUGUGGGCGCACAAUGGCGAGGUGCGCACCGCCAGGCUACUGAGCGAGCGCGACGCGGCCAAGCACAGGCUGGUGGUGCUGGUCAAGGACAAUGGCGAGCCUCCGCGCUCGGCCACCACCACGCUGCACGUGCUCCUGGUGGACGGCUUCUCCCAGCCCUACCUGCCUCUCCCUGAGGCGGCCCCGGCCCAGGCCCAGGCCGACUCGCUUACAGUCUACCUGGUGGUGGCGUUGGCCUCGGUGUCGUCGCUGUUCCUCUUGUCGGUGCUCCUGUUCGUGGCGGUGCGGCUGUGCAGGAGGAGCAGGGCGGCCUCGGUGGGUCGCUGCUCUGUGCCCGAGGGCCCCUUUCCAGGGCAUCUGGUGGACGUGAGCGGCACCGGGACCCUAUCCCAGAGUUAUCAGUACGAGGUGUGUCUGACUGGAGGCUCUGAAAGUAAUGAUUUCAAGUUCUUGAAGCCUAUAUUACCCAAUAUUCUGAGCCAGGACUCUAAGAGGAAAUCAGAAUAUCUAGAAUAGUGUAGGUAUCUGAAGCUUUCCUAUCGUCUGCUAAUUUUGUCUUCCUCACUUUUCACCUUAGUUUUUUUAACCCUUUAGUAAUCUUUAAUUCUACUUUUUAAAAAAUUUCUGCUAUUGUCUUUAGUAAUGUUACUUAUUUCCUUGGCCUGGUUGUUAAUUAGUUUUCAAAUUAUUGUAUUAUUAUAAAUAUUUUAUAACAGGAAAUUUCACAUUUCUGAAUAAAUUAAUAGUAUUCCCAUAUCCCGAAGGGUAAUAUGAAAGUUAACCCCACCUAAUAAACAUAACUCUAAUUUUGAAAGUACCUGUCACACUAUAUGACACUACAUAAGAAUAUGAUUUUUGAAGUCAUAUUUUAAAGUUUUUUUUAUAGUUUUUCUUAUUUACACAGCUCUGAUUUUUUGAUAAAAGCUCGGGGUGUAAUCAUUUCAUAUUUAUCCACGUGUAAUUUAUUCCAAGCUUCAUAUUUGGAGUUUUGUUUUUUCCAAUUGGGAGCAACAUGGAUAAUUUUAAGCUACUGUUUUCAAGAUCACACUUAUAAGCGUUAGACUUUCAUUCUAAAACACGUCAUCUCAUAAAAAUAUGUCUGCAUAAUGUAUUCUUUCUCAUGUAAAUUAACAUAGAAAAGACUGAUGGGUUCUUUCUUAUCUCUAUCUAACGUUAUGAUCCUAUGGGGGGCUGGACAGGCUUUCUAAUACCCACAUUUCCUGUGUUUAAGGUGUUCCUAUAAGGCCAAUAGACACUAGGACCAACUAAUUCAUGUCCUGCAAUUUCCUCUUACCACAGCAGGAAAAUCUUAAUUGAGUCCCAAAUUCUGGGCUUAGAGGAGCUUCCGAUGGUACAGAAUGCCAGCAUCUACUUGUCUUUGGAUGGUGACAUUAUUCUGAUUCAUAAGGAAUUUGAAAGAAAUUACAUUGUAGAACUAAUAUUAGUUAACCAAACAAAAUUUAUUAAAGGAUAUGUUGGUGAAGGAGUUAAAUUAUUUGAGGAAAAACAUCUGCUCUCUUGUCAGGACCUUUCUGUCUCCAGGAGCUUCUCAACUUUGCAAAUACUCUAGAAUCAUAUUGCAUGCAAAAUAAUGACUACCAAGAUGUUCCUGCCCUAAUCCCCAGAACCUAUGAAUAUGUUAUAUUGCAAAGAAAUUAAGCUUCAAAUGGAAUUAAGGUUGCCAAUCAGCUAAACUUAAAAGAGGGAGACUCUCCUAGAUAAUCUGGGUGGGUCUAUUUCAAUCAGUGGAAAGGCCAUAAAAGCAGAGUUGAGUCUUCCCUGAGAUGAAAAAGAAAUUUCAUUUAAGGACAGCAGCUUCAGCUUAUGUCCCAGAGUUCCAACCUGCCCCUCCUAACUGCCUGCUGUACAGAUUUUGGACUUGUCUAGGCACCUUUCACAACUGAAUAAGUCACUUCCUUGCAAUAAAUUGAUUACCAUA
Molecule: messenger RNA, 4067 nt
Organism: Rhinopithecus roxellana (golden snub-nosed monkey)
Lineage: Eukaryota; Metazoa; Chordata; Mammalia; Primates; Cercopithecidae
Gene: PCDHB15
Product: protocadherin beta 15
Exons: 1
Coding region: 281-2644 (787 amino acids)
Biological process (GO): homophilic cell-cell adhesion
Cellular component (GO): plasma membrane
Molecular function (GO): calcium ion binding
Source: RefSeq, a predicted model, not a curated record